Encephalitozoon intestinalis ATCC 50506 is the source of this 1806-nucleotide messenger RNA. RefSeq lists its product as uncharacterized. The transcript has a single exon. NCBI's taxonomy places the organism in Eukaryota, Fungi, Microsporidia, Unikaryonidae. The record is from RefSeq and is a predicted model, not a curated record. The coding region runs from base 1 to 1806 and encodes 601 amino acids.
AUGAUUCUAGAUGAGAUUGUGAAGGAAGCGGCAGCGCUGCAGCUGAGGAAGGAAGACGAGAAUACAUGGUCUCGGGUGAACGAUGUACUCAUGAGGCUUUCCGGGGCAGUUGUGGGGCCGGAAGAUGUGCGAAGAGUGUUAGAGAGUGUUUCCGACCUGAUUGUAAGGUCGAUGCAGAGUGACAGAUCGAGGCUUGCAGGAACAGCCCUUGGAUUUCUCAAGAACUGCAUUUGCAUCUUGGGAAAUGAGUUUGGGAUGGCAGGGCAAUAUCUAGUGCCUCUAGCGAAAGUAUGUGGAAAGAGCAGUAAGGUGUUUUAUUCAAGGGGAGAGGAAGUGCUUGUAGAACUUUGUAAGAGAGUGAAUAUUAAGGGACAUGCAAGGUUUUUUAGCGAAUACUGUGGAAGUGCCAAUAAGAAUGUUAGGCUUGCUAUUUUCCGGGGGAUUGAAGCAUGGGGGAGUGAGUCUGGAAAGAUAGAAGGAUUGGAGAAUCUUGUUAUAAAGGGAAGAGAAGAUGCAUUUUCGGAAGUUCGAGAGGUGUGCAAAAGAAUGAUGGAGAAGUUCAGUAUUGGGGAGAGAAAGGAAGGAUGCUUUAGAAGACAGCGUUUGGAAGAGAGUCUUGAGAGUGGGGUAAAGAAAGGGCCUGUUAGAAUGGCCAGGAUGCCGGUGCGAGGGGGAUAUGGAGGAAUGGAAGGAAUCGGGGCAAGAGAGAUGGAAAAGAAAGAGCUUGCACCCAAGUUUUCUCCGGCUAGAAAGCAAACAAAAACAGGAGAUAAAGACUAUGACAAGAUAAGGGAGCUUUCAAGACAGGUCAAGGACAUAGCCGAAGACAUAAGGCCGAAUGUGGGGGCUGAGAAGAGCUCAAGCGGUAGAAUAAGAACCAAGAUAAAAGAGAUGUUCUCCAGAGGAAGUGAUAAGGCAGGGACUGUGUAUCCAGAAAGUAAGGUUGAGAUACCAAAGGAGGUGAUGAACCAUGAGGAUCUAACUCCAGUGAGGUUGGACAAGUAUCUCAGUAGAUAUCGUGAAGAGUAUGGAAGGCUUAUUCCCAAGAAUAUAACUGGAGUUAGCAAUGGAUUUGAAGUUGAGGAUACCGAGCUAGGGGAAGAAUUUCUAGAAGCCAAAGAAGUCUCUGAUGAAGACAAGGCGAGGAUUGGAGAAACAAAGGAAGAAGAUAAGCUUAAUGGGUCUUGCGAAGAGAAGAAGGAAAGGAUUGUUGUUGGGAAUGAAAGCUUUGAUGAGGAGAUGGGACAUGAUUUAGAGGGAGGAGAUGAAGUGUGUGCAGAGCUUGAGAUCGGAGAACUUUCGAAGAGCUUAGCGAACAUCUCGAUCAAUGAAGGAGAUGUGGAGGAUAAACCACAUUCCGAUGGAGAUGGGAUGUUGUCGGAGGCUUCUGGAAAUCCCUACGAGAAUCUUGUUGAAGGACAAGAGAUGGAAAGCUCUCUUAAAGAGUACACCAUAAUGGAUUCUGGGAAGCUAGAAGAACACAAGGAAAAUAACAGGGAUGAAUCCCGGCUUUGUAGAGGAUCUGGGGCCUCGAUCGGAGAGUCAACAAUUUCGAUUGACUCGGAGGUUGAGAACCAAAGAAAGGAGAGAAAGAAGGGAUGUAGGAAUGCUCUUGAGAUGAUGAAGGGAAAUCGAUUUGCAGGGUUUCUUGAGUUGAGUGAAAGCAGCGAGGAAGAGACUGUAUUUUCUAGAAGGCAGGGGGAAAGGAAGGAAGGAGUGGAGAAGCAAGAUGCAGACAACACAGGCGACUUUACGGCGAUGGACUCCCUUGUGGAGGUUAGAAGAGGGGUUUUUAGAAAGAAGUAA